GGCCAAUAUAAACAUGACAAAAAACCAUAUAAAACUUAUCACAAACAAUACAUAAACUAAACUAUUGAGGUAGUUUAAUAUGUCUCCUGCCUCUGAUAAAUCUGGUUCAAGUGUUUUUGAGACAGGAAAGUACACAACAGCUCUUGUGAAAGUUGAAGCAGAAACUUCAUGUCUUGGUAAGAACAAGGCUAGUUCUUUGACUGUAGCGCCUCCAAAGCAGCUCUUGAUUGCCACUCCAUCAGAUGCAGAAGCAGGAGAAUUCCCUGUAUUAUUGCUUCUACAUGGUUACUUAUUGUACAACUCAUUUUAUUCCCAGCUUAUGCAACACAUAGCUUCCCAUGGCUUCAUUGUCAUAGCUCCUCAGUUAUAUACGGUUGCUGGACCGGAUACAACAGAAGAAAUUAAUACCACAGCUGCAAUAACCAAGUGGCUAUCUGAAGGACUCCAAGGUUUUCUCCCAAGUAGUGUCAAGGCAAAUUUGCGCAAAUUAGGACUUGCAGGCCAUAGCAGGGGAGGCAAAGUUGCCUUCGCGCUCGCUCUCAAGAAAUCACUUGCCUCCAAAUUUUCAGCUAUAAUAGGCAUUGAUCCAGUUGAUGGCACAGACAAGGGAAAGCAAACCAAUCCACCAGUGCUGACAUACGUUCCUCGUUCCUUUGAUCUCAAUAUGGCUGCAUUGGUGAUUGGCUCUGGUUUGGGGGAAAUAAAAAGGAAUGCCUUAUUCCCGCCUUGUGCUCCGAGUGGGGUGAAUCAUAAGGACUUUUACAAUGAAUGUCGCGAACCAGCAUGUUACUUUGUUGUGAAGGAUUAUGGACAUACUGAUAUGCUAGACGACGAGACUCCCGGGAUCAGAGGGAAGGCUUCACAUUGCUUGUGCAAAAAUGGCGAGUCGAGGGAACCCAUGAGGACAUUUGUUGGGGGCAUUAUGGUUGCGUUUUGCAAUGCUUAUUUUAAAGGAGAUUUCGGUGCACUGACUCUCAUUAGAGAUGGUGAUGAGACACUGCCUGUGAUGCUCCAAACCAUAGAGUUUUUGAUGUGAAAGUACACACUUUAGCUGCUCUGGAAUGAUAUCGAAUGGUACACCUUUCUGAAGAUUAUUUAGCGAUUAUAUAGCAAUGAAAUCUACCUUGUCCAUACUGGGGAAUUUAUAUCUUUCCAGCAUCUCUGAUUUGUUAAUAGUGGCGGAACCAGAGGGCAGAGGGGGGCUAGGGGAUGCUAUAGUCCCCCCUAACCUCGAAAAAACAGUGUAUAUUUUUUUUCAGCCGUCGCUAAAUUUGUGAUGUCGAUAUAAUUUUAUUA
Daucus carota subsp. sativus is the source of this 1296-nucleotide messenger RNA. RefSeq names its product chlorophyllase-2. The record is from RefSeq and is a predicted model, not a curated record. Lineage: Eukaryota; Viridiplantae; Streptophyta; Magnoliopsida; Apiales; Apiaceae. The transcript has 2 exons. The coding region runs from base 80 to 1036 and encodes 318 amino acids.